CUGCAAUUCGCCAUUACCGUGGAACGUUGAUCGUGUUAAGUGUAAGUUUGCUUAAAAUAAUAAUAAAUGAUAUCUGUACAUACAGGAAAUCAUACGAGUAUAAGAGCUAACGGCGCAUGCGGUAGUACUGUAAUCCAGCAAAUUAAUUUAAAGAUUACAAAUAAGAUGUCGCUUGAUGAGAAAUUCAAUGCCGCCGCUGAAAAGGUGAAAACCUUCACGAAACGCCCCACCGACGAAGAACUGCUGGAUUUGUACGCGCUCUUCAAACAGGCUACAGUCGGCGAUAACAACACAUCCAAGCCCGGUAUGCUCGACCUGAAGGGCAAAGCCAAGUGGGAAUGGUGGAACAAACAGAAGGGCAAAUCACAGGAUGUCGCCAAGCAGGAGUAUAUAGAAUUUGUAGAGAAGUUGUCAGCUUCAUAUCUUUGAUGUGGCAAACCAUAUUUCUAAACAUAAAAUGGUCAAGGGAGAUUUUCAAACGCUUUUAAAAAAUAUUAUAAGUCAUUAUUGGUUAGCUGUAAUGUGCACAAUAGUUUAGUAUUAAACAGAAAUUACUGCAAAUACAUAUCUAAUAGCACAUAGUUGCAACUCGUUAUUAUA
Molecule: messenger RNA, 600 nt
Organism: Zeugodacus cucurbitae (melon fly)
Lineage: Eukaryota; Metazoa; Arthropoda; Insecta; Diptera; Tephritidae
Gene: Acbp2
Product: acyl-CoA-binding protein homolog
Exons: 3
Coding region: 67-429 (120 amino acids)
Biological process (GO): fatty acid metabolic process
Molecular function (GO): long-chain fatty acyl-CoA binding
Source: RefSeq, a predicted model, not a curated record